Arthroderma uncinatum is the source of this 705-nucleotide messenger RNA. Its product is annotated as regulator of ribosome biosynthesis. Gene Ontology annotation, molecular function: protein binding. Gene Ontology annotation, biological process: ribosomal large subunit export from nucleus; endonucleolytic cleavage in ITS1 to separate SSU-rRNA from 5.8S rRNA and LSU-rRNA from tricistronic rRNA transcript (SSU-rRNA, 5.8S rRNA, LSU-rRNA); ribosome biogenesis. The coding region runs from base 1 to 705 and encodes 234 amino acids. Lineage: Eukaryota; Fungi; Ascomycota; Eurotiomycetes; Onygenales; Arthrodermataceae. Gene Ontology annotation, cellular component: nucleolus; nucleus; preribosome, large subunit precursor. The transcript has 2 exons. The record is from RefSeq and is a predicted model, not a curated record.
AUGCCAGACGUAGCCAUGGCGAAUUCGGCGGCCGAGCCAAAGACAAAACAAAAGGCAAAGCCUGAAAGACUGCCGAUAACAGUCGAAAAGCCCACGCCAUAUGUAUUCGACCUAGGAAACCUGAUGGCUCUAGAUGCGAAUCCAAUUGAUAUACCCGCUCAGGCUGCAUCACAUACCGGCGCUUCUUCACUAGCACUAAACCAGGCCCUGAAAGCGACUGCUCGCGACGGCGCCCAGUGCCUCGUAAACCAGCUCCUCACCACCUGCCCGAUAACCACUUCCAUACAAGAUGGCGUCCUUCUCACUCUCCCGCGCCCAACAACCAUGGUACCACGCUUCAAGCCACUCCCUACACCCAAACCACCUACCAAAUGGGAGCUGUUUGCCCGCAAGAAGGGAAUUGGCCAGUACAACACCAAGAUUGGCGGUGGUUUAGCCGACACCGAACGGAAGAAGAACCUGGUUUACGACGAGGAGAAGGGUGACUGGGUACCCAAGUGGGGAUAUAAGGGGAAGAACAAGGGGACCGAGAAUGACUGGCUGGUUGAAAUCGAUGAUUCCAAGUGGAAGAAGGAAGAGAAGAUGAACAGCGAGGGUAAAUCGAUCAGAAAUGAGGGCAGGAAAGAGAGGAUGGAGAGGGCGAGGAGGAAUGAAAGGAAGAUGAGAGCAAAUGACCGGAAGGCCAGGACGGGAGGGUCCAAGUAG